AUGGCGACCAACGUAGCCCUAGAAACCUCAAUGGGCACCAUCGUCGUCGAGCUCUACACCUCGCACGCGCCCAAGACGUGCAAGAACUUCAGCACGCUCGCCCAGCGCGGGUACUACGACGGCGUCAUCUUCCACCGGAUCAUCCCGAACUUCAUGAUCCAGGGCGGCGACCCCUCUGGGACGGGCCGCGGCGGCGCGUCCAUCUACGGCGACAAGUUCGAGGACGAGAUCCGCGCCGACCUCAAGCACACGGGGGCCGGGAUCCUGUCCAUGGCCAACUCCGGGCCAAACACCAACGGCAGCCAGUUCUUCGUCACGCUGGCCCCGACGCCCUGGCUCGACGGCAAGCACACCAUAUUCGGCCGUGUGCGGAGCGGCAUGGGCGUCGUCAAGCGCAUGGGCAUGGUCAAGACAGACGGCGAGGACAGGCCCGAGCAGGAGGUCAAGAUCGUCAGGGCGCGUGUCGUAGAGGAGGGUGAUGAGCUUUGA
Messenger RNA from Phaeoacremonium minimum UCRPA7, 489 nucleotides. Its product is annotated as putative peptidyl prolyl cis-trans isomerase protein. Gene Ontology annotation, molecular function: peptidyl-prolyl cis-trans isomerase activity. Gene Ontology annotation, cellular component: catalytic step 2 spliceosome. The coding region runs from base 1 to 489 and encodes 162 amino acids. The record is from RefSeq and is a predicted model, not a curated record. NCBI's taxonomy places the organism in Eukaryota, Fungi, Ascomycota, Sordariomycetes, Togniniales, Togniniaceae. Gene Ontology annotation, biological process: protein folding; protein peptidyl-prolyl isomerization. The transcript has 2 exons.